Molecule: messenger RNA, 7028 nt
Organism: Pseudoliparis swirei
Lineage: Eukaryota; Metazoa; Chordata; Actinopteri; Perciformes; Liparidae
Product: eukaryotic translation initiation factor 4 gamma 3-like
Exons: 36
Coding region: 437-6004 (1855 amino acids)
Cellular component (GO): eukaryotic translation initiation factor 4F complex
Molecular function (GO): mRNA binding; translation initiation factor activity; protein binding
Source: RefSeq, a predicted model, not a curated record
CUGGAAGCGGCCGCAACGCCAUGUUGGCGAAGUCUCUCAUCUCUGUGAGAAAAAAAAUGAUAGAAACCAAACGCGCCGAGAAGAAAAAACCGAGGCGGGGGGAUUGAAGAUCGAGGCGACUAUUUGUUUUUUGAAAGAAACGGGGAAACCGAGCCGGAUCCGCGGAGGUUCCGGGCGGACGAGGGAGGCUAAACCUCCCACCGUCCCCCCCAUGAAUAGCACCGCUGAUCCGAGCAGCGACUUUCCAUGAAAAAAAAAAAAAAAAACGGUUUGUGUUGCUAUUCCAGCGUCGUUAUCCCGGUUCGUUAAAGGGAUUUGGGGCCUGCUUCAAGAAUCUGCUCCGCUCGCCUGAUGCAUGCGAGCUAGGCGUUCGUUUGCAUCAGUAUUUAUUACGGUAUUUUUUUUUGUUUUGUGUUGAUUUUUGUGUUUUUUUGCAAUGAGUUUGCCACCGAAAGUGGUCCCCAAACCCGCCGCUGUCGCAGUUAGCGGACCUGGAAGUGGCCCCUCGCCGUCGAGCCAACUGCGGGCUACCCUGACCUCCGUGUCUCUGCCGCCGGGAGCCCAGACCGCUCCUCAGCCCGGCGCUCUGCCGCCGCCUCAAAUCCCACGGGUUCAGCCAACGCUGGACGACCGGAUCUUCCCCACACAGCCUGGAGUUGCUGCAGUCUACAGCAAUGCCACAGACAUCGCUGUUUUUUUGAGGCAGAGCGCCCAACUGAAGUUCAGUGCAGGAGAAGCGCACCAGUUUCCUCCGAAGAACAUUGUAACCUUUAUGAAGGUAUCCAGGCAUCCUGGCCCUCAGUACACUGCUCAUGACAUCACAAAGGGACACCCCAGCUUGGUGGGCACGCCGCCCGGUCACGCCCACUCCCCGGCGCUCUCUCAGGUAUCGCUACCCACAGCUUCCCCGUACCGCUACCCCAAGGGCUGGGAGACGGACAUCGGGUCUCCAUACAACCCAGGACAAAAUGCCGUUUCCGCCCCGCUACUGUAUUCUCCCCAGACACAGCCAAUGAAUGCACAGCCACAAAGUCGCCCGUUUGCUACGGGCCCUCGACCAACCCACCAUCAGGGAGGAUUCAGGCCCAUCCAGUUUUUCCAGAGGACCCAGAUGCAGACUGCGCGGCCCACCAUCCCCACCAACACGCCCUCCAUACGGCCCGGCUCCCAGAACCCCGCGGCGGCCGUCUACCCCACCAGCCAGCCCAUCAUGAUGGCCAUGGCCCCCAUGCCUUUCCCCUCCCCGCAGGCGGCGCAGUACUACAUCCCACAGUAUCGCCACAGUACGCCCUACGUGGGACCUCCUCAGCAGUAUUCUGUACAGCCUCCAGGGACCGGCACCUUCUAUCCGGGUCCGGGUCCAGGGGAGUACCCUGCUCCAUAUCAUCCCCUCAGGUACCACCCGCCUGUCUCACCCUCGGUCCCCGCUCCCGUCCCCACAGCCGGUCCACCCUACUACCCAGCGCAGACUGUGUACCCCCCCUCACCCCCCAUCAUAGUGCCUACACCACAGCAACCUCCACCAGCCAAGCGUGAGAAGAAAACAUCCUCCCAGAUCCGUAUCCGUGACCCCAAUCAGGGCGGCAGGGACAUCACAGAGGAGAUCAUGGCCGGGGGCUCAGGGAGCAGGAAUUCAACGCCUCCCGUCGGCCGCCCCUCCUCCACCCCGCCACCGCCACAGCAGCGGCCGAGCAGCAGCCAGACUCCGGAGCAGCAGUCGCAGCCUCCCCAGCCACAGCAGGCCCUUCCCGGAGAUUACGCGUUGGAGCUCCAACAGCCCCAACCGCCGCCACCGCAGCUCCAACAGCUCCAACAGCUCCAACAGCCACCGCAGCCGUCGCCCACCGGGGCUUCAGACACCAAACCAGGGCCAGAUGAUCCGCCAAAACUGGAGCCAGUCGCCCAGAAGUCUUCCUCACCUGGGCUCGUGCAGCCUGAAGCCCCCGCCGAGCGACUCGAGGCCAAAGCUCCGGUCCCGGAACCGUCUUCUACCGACGAACCAGAGCUUCCCAUCCCCGCUCCGGCGGCCGCCGCCCCCUCCGCUCUCCCUCUAUCGGCGGCCAACGACGGUGACCGUCCCUCAGCCAAGGAGCCCGCUGCUUCGGCCUCGUCUCCCUCCUCCGCGGUCGGGGAGCACAAGCCCUCUUUGGCGCCGGCGCCGCCUCCGACCCCCGACACGGACACGCCUCUCUCCGACGCUCCGCCUACUCCGGCUGCCUCGCCGGCGCCGGCUCCCGAGGCUUCGAACGGCCUCGCGGACUCCGGCACGGAGCCGGACGCCCCGGCUCACGAGCCUUCUCUUCCGCCUCCGGCUGCGCUCCAGCUCCAGGCCUCCGCCGCUCCCGCCUGCAGAGAGGCGGCGCCCUCUGAAACCUCGCCCUCCGACGGGAGGCCAGAGUUGCCCGUUGCUGCUGCUGCGCUCGCCCCUCUGACACCCGCGGCCGUGGUGCCAGUCACCGUGACCUCGAGCCCCGCCCCGGCUUUGCCAGUCGCGCUCCCCCCCGGGCUUCCGCCUCUGGUGCAGGCCACGACAGAGGCCGACGAGCCGAGCGAGUCCGUAGACACUCAAGACGUCGUGCCCCGAGUGGCCGUCGAGGCUCAUGGAGGCAACACUGACGGCAAGACGGAGUCCGAGCCUCUCGCCAGGAAGAGUCCCACUACAGUUAUUCAGACUGCUGCUGCUAUACCAAAGAGCUGGAGGAAACCAAACGAAGGGAUCUCUGUCGAAGAGGAACCCCAAAAGGAAGAUGAGGACGAGCCCCCCCGGCCAGUCGAGCCGCCCGCUGGAGACCAGGACCUGCAGUCGGCUCCUGGGAGCAGCAGCCCGGUGCCUCUACCGUCAGUCCCCGCCUCCACCCCCACCCCGGCCCCGGACCCGGCUGUCAGCCCCGAGGUGGACGAGAAGCCCGCCGCCGCCGCCGCCGCCGCCCCAGAAGAGAACGGCGAGGCCGAGAUGGAGCCCAUGAGGAACGGGGCGGAUCACACCUCCGAGACGGAGAGCAGCGACAGUGGCGUCGCCCCCGGGGAGAAGGAGAACUCCGCCCCGCUGGACACGGAAGACCUGGCCAAUCACAGUGGGAAGCGCCAGUACAACAGGGACUUCCUGUUGGGCUUCCAGUUCAUCCCCGCCUGCAUCCAGAAGCCGGAGGGUCUCCCGCCCAUCAGUGACGUGGUGCUGGACAAGAUCAACCAAAACAAGGUGGCACCUCGAGUGGUGGAGUCCAGGGUGAUUUCCAGAGGACCUGAUUUCACACCAGCUUUCGCAGAUUUUGGCAGACAGAUGACGGGAGGACGAGCCCCACCAGUCAUCAACCUCGGGGCUCGGCGGCCCCCGCCCAGGAAGAUCAUCAUGAACGUGUCGGUGAACGAAAUUCAGCUGAAGAAAUCGGAGAAUGCCUGGAAACCGGGCAUGAAGAGGCCGGAGGUCGUUGCAGAGGACCCUGUGGUGCAAGACACUCAGGAGCUCUUCAAGAAGGUGCGCAGCAUCCUGAACAAGCUGACGCCCCAGAAGUUCAACCAGCUGAUGAAGCAGGUGACGGACCUGACCAUCGACACCGAGGAGCGGCUCAAGGGGGUCAUCGACCUCGUCUUCGAGAAGGCCGUCGACGAGCCCAGCUUCUCCGCGGCCUACGGGAACAUGUGCCGCUGCCUCGCCACGCUCAAGGUGCCCAUGACGGACAAACCCAACACCACGGUGAACUUCCGCAAGAUGCUGCUGAACCGCUGCCAGAAGGAGUUUGAGAAAGACAAGGUGGACGACGUGGUGUUUGAGAGGAAGCAGAAGGAGCUGGACUCUGCUGCAUCGACGACGGAGCGCGAGCGGCUGCAGACGGAGCUGAGGGAAGCCAAGGACAAGGCGCGGCGGCGCUCCAUCGGCAACAUCCGGUUCAUCGGCGAGCUCUUCAAGCUCAAGAUGCUGACGGAGGCCAUCAUGCACGACUGCGUGGUCAAGCUGCUGAAGAACCACGACGAGGAGUCUCAGGAGUGCCUGUGCAGGCUGCUCACCACCAUCGGCAAGGACCUGGACUUUGAGAAGGCCAAGCCUCGGAUGGACCAGUAUUUCAAUCAGAUGGAAAAAAUUGUCAAGGAAAGGAAGACGUCCUCUCGGAUACGCUUCAUGUUGCAAGACAUUGUGGACCUCAGAUCGCACAACUGGGUGUCCAGGAGAGCCGACCAGGGCCCGAAAACCAUCGAGCAGAUCCACAAGGAGGCCAAGAUCGAAGAGCAGGAGGAGCAGAGGAAAGUGCAGCAGCAACUGUUCAACAAGGACAGCAAGAGACGGCCAGAUCCCAGAGAUCAGAGGGAACAGAGGGAACCGCGCGCGCCGAGAGAAGAGACCUGGAACACCGUGCCCAUGACGAAGAGCAGCAGGACCAUCGACCCCACCAAGAUCCCAAAGAUCUCCAAGCCUCAGAUGGACGAGAAGAUCCAGCUGGGCCCCCGGGCUCAGGUCACGUGGGUGAAGGGCAGCAGUGGAGGAGCCAAGGCCAGUGACUCGGAACUGUCGCGGACGGCCGGCCUCAACCGUUACUCCGCGCUGCAGUCGACGCCUUCUCCGCAGCCCUCCACCCCUCCUCCACAGAACCCCGACUCUGACUCCAGGAGAACUCUGGGGAGUCGUAGCAGCGCGUCGAGAGAACGCAGCGACGGCGAGCGGUCCGCCCCUCCGCCGUCGUCAUCGACGACGACGCGGCCCGGACCGUUCACCAGGCGGGGCAGCUCCAAGGAGCUGCUGGAGAAUCAAACCCCCGAGGAGCCGCAGAGGGACCGGGAGCGAGAGGGGGCGGAGCCCCGGAGGGCGAGCGUCACCGAGGACAAACCGGAGCCGGAGCGCAGACGAGCCAGGGAACCUGUGAAACCUGAGCCGGUGGUCCAGACCCCCGAAAGACCUCCGAUGCCUGAGGAGGAGGCGGAGAGGAAGUCCAAGUCCAUCAUCGACGAGUUCUUGCACAUAAACGACUACAAGGAGGCCGUUCAGUGUGUGAAGGAGCUCCACUUGGGCUCCCAGCUGCACAUCUUUGUGCGCGUCGGGGUGGAGUCGACCCUGGAGCGCAGCCAGAUCACACGGGACCACAUGGGCCAGCUCCUCUUCCAGCUGGCGCAGCAGGGCAUCCUGCCCAAACCUCAGUUCUACAAAGGGUUCACGGACAUGCUGGAGCAAGCGGACGACAUGGCCAUCGACAUUCCCCACAUCUGGCUGUACCUGGCCGAGCUGCUCAGCCCGGUGCUGAAGGACGGGGGCUUCUCUAUGAGAGAGCUCUUCAGUGAAUUAGGCAAACCUUUGCUUCCUGUGGGAAGAGCUGGGAUCUUAAUCUCUGAAAUACUGCACAUACUAUGCAAACAAAAGAGCCAUAGGACGGUGGGUUCUUUGUGGAGGGAAUCUGGCCUCAACUGGACCGACUUCCUGCCAGAGGAAGAGGACGUCCAGGCUUUCAUCUCGCAGCAGAAACUCCAGUUCGUUGAGUCGGACGGGUCCGGUUCUGAGGCGGCUCUGUCCAACAGGAUCUUGUCUCCUGAGGAGCUGAGUCAGCAGCUGGAGAAACUCCUCCUGGAGGACAUGGCCAGCGACGAGCAGAUCUUUGACUGGGUCGAGGCGACCCUGGAUGAAUCUCAGAUGAGCUCGUCUCCCUUCCUGAGGGCUUUGAUGAUGGCUGUGUGCAAGGCAGCAGUGAAGGACGAUACCACCAACUGUCGAGUGGACACGGCCAUCAUCCAGAGGAGAUUGCCCGUAUUACUCAAGUACCUUAACUCGGACACGGAGCGACAGCUGCAAGCACUUUAUGCACUUCAGGCGCUGAUCGUCGCCCUCGAUCAGCCUCCAAACCUUCUCCGGAUGUUCUUCGACUGUCUGUACGACGAGGACGUGAUCUCGGAGGACGCGUUCUACAAGUGGGAGGCGAGCAAAGACCCCGCGGAGCAGGAGGGCAAAGGCGUGGCGCUCAAGUCCGUCACGGCCUUCUUCACCUGGCUGCGGGAGGCGGAGGAGGAGUCGGAAGACAAUUGACGAGGGGGACCCGGCGUAGUAGAACUGCAUCCUCACGGCAGAACAGACAAACAUUCAGAAUGGGUGUGUGUGUGUGUGGGCACAACGACAUGUUUCACGGCUGGAAUUUUUUUCUGCGGUACGGUUCCCGAAACAUGCCGCCAUUUUGAGUUUGGAUUCCGACGGCGGAAGCACUAAAUACCUGUAUUAUACAUAGAAGAUAUUUUUGUUUUAAAUUUUAACUUACUUUUUUUUUUUUUUUUUACUUUUUAAGAAGAGACUUAAAAGAUACAUAGGUUCCGGACUCUUUAAUUUAUUAUUUUUUUAAGGACUGCAAAUAUGGAAGUUAUUUAACGUUUGCAGAUGCUCACAAAUGAGAACAACAGAAAUAACAAUAUAAAUAAUAAUUAUAAUAACAAAAUAAUAAUUGUGAAAUAAAAAAGCCUCCCUGGAUUCCACGCUGUUUGGUUUAAAACAGGUUCAAACAAAGUUAUUUUGGGAUGAAGGGGAAGCAGAGAUAAACACAAAAAAAGAGGAAUGGAUGCACAGAAACUAUUAACGUUGUCCGUGUAUGACGUUUUGAGGUCAAAGGUUAUCAAUAACCCGGAAGUGUUUCCCUCAGCCUUGGCUAGCUCUACGUUGAUAUGUCCAUACGCCUCGCGAGGGGCAGAGGGAUGCGUUGGAGAAAGCGAUGCAAGUCAGUCCACAGAACUGUCGAAACAAAUGCAGAUGAACAAACCGGAUACAUCGAAAUAAAACGAGCAAAAAAUGUAAACAUUAAAAAGCAAAUGGCCAGGGUCGCUGAAACGUGAAAAUGCUUGUAAUACUUCAGACCUACAGAGCAGAUUAAAGCUUGUAAAUACAUUAAAGACAAAAAAAGGUAUUUAAAAAUGCUCAUUGUCAUGAUUUGUUUGGUUGGUGUUUGAUGAGGGUUGCCAGAUUAGUUGUGUGUGUGCGUGUGUUCCUGGUUUUUGGGUAACGCCUUGGCAUCCUGAGAGGAGCAGCUGAAGUCACGAUGAGACAAUUAAAGCAUCAACAAACUUUA